Magallana angulata is the source of this 3333-nucleotide messenger RNA. RefSeq lists its product as uncharacterized. The record is from RefSeq and is a predicted model, not a curated record. The transcript has 6 exons. NCBI's taxonomy places the organism in Eukaryota, Metazoa, Mollusca, Bivalvia, Ostreida, Ostreidae. The coding region runs from base 52 to 1107 and encodes 351 amino acids.
AUAAAAACAUAUCACCAUAGUAGUUUAUUUGAAUGAAAAGACGAACACGGUAUGUGUGGACGGGGGAAUAACGAUGACAAUACUCAAGUGGUUAUAGAUCCUAACGGAGAAACCACAACACCAUCGAAGUCUCCCAAGGAUCACUGUGAGGAUUACAAACUCGACUCAACAGGAUGUAAUGUUACAAUAAAAGGACAGUUACUGCUAGUUUUGGAUUCAAUAAACGUGACGUUCAGAGAGUAUUUUUCGUGUUUUUGCAAAGUUGUUCAAGCACGUCUCAACAACACCAACGUUGCAAUUGAGAUCUUGGCCGGUAGCAACCAAUCCACAUGUGAUCAACCGGGUGACCCACCGUAUGUACAUGUGGAUCAAGACCUUCUUGAAAAGAAACUAACAAAUCUAUCGGAAUUGGAAUCUCAAGAUGGAUACGCAGGCAUGGCUGUUAUUCUAACGGAUGAUGUGUCGACGUCCGAAAGUUCUUCGACAUUAUCAAAGGAUAGAGAGCCGUUUUUAUAUUUUGUCAACGUUGGAGAAACUAAGAAUAAAAGUGGAUCGUGCUAUCGUCAGUAUAGAUAUGUAGAAAAUACAACAGACAUUAAUGAAAUCGGACAUGAGCUUGAAAACAUAGGAUGUAACAACACAGAUUACAUGUUGAGCAAUAACUGUUUACUGAGGUCUUCUACUUCAACUACAUCUUCUGCAGAAAAUCAAGGAGUUAAUAUGCCUAUGAUUGGUUUGGCUGUCGGCGGCUUUCUAGUGGUUGUUCUCAUCAUCGUCAUGAUCUACGCUCAGAAAUGUAAAAAGCAAGGGAACCCCACCAGGAAACCAUCGGCGGACAGUUCGGAUAAAUACAGUAGGGUUGGGGGACUUGCUAUUUCAAGAUAUUCAGUGGAUCGCCCUUCCUUCACAAAUGAAAUAUACAACGAAUUGCGAGACGACGAAAAACGGACAAAUGACGUUAAAACUGAGGAUAAUUAUCACCAUUUGGAUUUACAGUUUGUCAAAGAAGACGUUAAUUCUGCACUGUAUGAUCACGUGACAGUGGCACUGUAUGAUCACGUGACAGUGGGUUUAGAUGGCAACAAGGAUUUGACAGAAUCUGGUUAAAAGUGUAUAUUUGAUUAAUUUAUUUGUAAUGUUUGUUUUAUUUUAUCAAUUUUUGCAUGAAAAAAAAUUAAGACAAGUAUUUGUGAAACAAGAACAAUGUUUAGGAGGCUCUGUGGUCAACAAAUUAACCAUCAGAGUUUCCUAAAAUUGUUUAGCUGUAUAUCAUUAUUUAGUAAAGAAGAAAUUCAUUUGUUUUACUUUUAAAUUUGGUGGGGUUUUUUUUUUCUAUAUUUUACAUACGAGCAAUAUUAUGAUAGCUUUUACAUGGCAACAACAUUCAAACCCUCUUAAGGUGCCUCACUACACCUUGAACAAUUUUCUCAAAUCAGCAAACAAUUACGUUAUUGUAAUAGAAAGCAUGAUGGAUAAGAAGUAUAUAGGUCAAAUAGGCGAAAAAAUGUGCAACUUUAGAUAUUUUCAAAAAUUGAAAAUUUCAUUCAGUAAACAUAAACAAAAGCCACAGGUGGAUUCAUACUCAUUACCGGCGGUUCACACGCCUAAUACUUUAACCACUGAGCUAUGGCGAUAUACAUAUGAAUCGAUUGAUACAAACAGUUUAACAAAACAUUCAAAUCGCCAUCUUGUGACGUAGUGUCUUAAAAAGUAUAAGUCUCGGUGAAUUGAAGUACCUUAAAUCUAAUCUCUGUUUGUUUAUAUAUAGUAAUGUGGAUUAGGGUUUUUUCACAGCUACCAGGAAAAAAAUGUUUUGCACGUAGUAGGUUAAAUUUAUUGUAAUGGGUCUUAGUGCAAUCGAAAAAAGUUUACUGAAAGUAAAACUAUUGAGUUAUUGUUUGUUUUCAAUCAUGUGCUUAAAUGUUUGUGUCAUUUUGCUAUUUCAAAGAGUUAUAAAUUUCUUUACAUUUACCUUCAUUUCAUUUAAAGUCUAAAAUAGAAAAAAAAAACUUUGCUUCACUAUUACAACCAAAACUGAUUAAGAGAAAUCUGACAUUACAUCUUAUAGUUUACGAUACAAAUCAAAUAUAAGAUUCGUUCGUGAAAGUUUGGGAGUAUUAAAGUAGAAAGCAUCCUAACAGGCUAACCCCAACUUCACAGAAGAUCUACGAUAAAAUCUUCUAGCUUAAGUAUUUCAUUGGUUAAAAAGUUAUUUUUAGUUAUGUGUUGUUUGCGAUUUGUUCUUUCGUACUUGGGGAUUUGAAACACUGGGAUCAACAGUCUCUAGACGUAUUAACAUGUACAUGUAUGACGAUUGUUUAAACUCCAAUCGUUUACAGUAUUUUUCAAGCGAACACUUUAGUAAGUUAAAGCAUAUUUCUAAUGUACAAUGUACUUGUUUUUCUAUGUAUAUUGUGGAAAACUUCCUUAUUGUGUUCAUUUUUAAUUAUAGACAUGUUAGUGAAAAAGGAGGUGUUUCCGUUGUUUUUAAGAAUAAAGUCCUUUAAGCAUGAAGCUAUUGGAUGCAGAGAGAGAGAGAGAGACACAGAGAGACACAGAGAGAGAGACACAGAGAGAGAGAGAGAAAGAGAGAGAGAGAGAGAGAAAUGCAUGCAAUGUUGAAGUAAUAACAGAAACGGAAAUUAGAAUACAUCAUAUCAAUACAACGAAUGUUGAAAUGAUGUCGUUUUACAAUAUUUUUUUACCAAAUGUGGGUCAGAACAAAAUGUAAAAUUAAACAUUUUACCCAAGGAAAAACAGAUUAAUGUCUAAAAAUGUUAUUUGAAAAUCUAAUGAUAACAAGAAACAAAUCUUCUUUGUUUAAGCCCCAUUAAGCAAUUUAGAAAAUAAAAUCAACGUUACUUUCAACAUUUUUAUUUCUGUAAAAGCUGAACAACAAUAAAUGAAUAACAACGUCAAUGUUAAAGGAAAUUAUGUGUUAUAGAUGGAAACGAUAAAAAAGUACACUUUGUUUCGGAAAUGACUCCGAUGGUUUAAAUUGGUUAUUUUUUGUUUCAUAAUUAAUAUUGUGUAACUCUGUGGAAACGACUGUGAUAAAUGUUGAUAAAAAAUCUUCUAUUUUCAAACCUUUUUACGUACUUUUAUUUCCCUUUUUGCUAUUAAUCCAUUUAAAUUCAAUGUACAAUAUGAUAUUUAAAAACAACUUAAAGCGAGUUGAACAAGUAAUGAGAAUCACUAAAAUAAUAUGUGAAAUAUGAAAUUGUAAAAAGCUGUUUAUAUUAUUAUUCUUGUUUGCUCUUUAAUAAAUAUAUUUAAAGUGGAAUGUAAUAUGUGUGGUGUAUAUAAUAAAAUCCGUGAUGUUGACAAGGACAA